GCUUGGGUAAAUGCAGUUUGUAGGAACUGUCGUCGCAACAAACCUGGCGUUGAGGGGAGGUUAUCAAAACAAUGGGCUCGCUGAUCCGGUUGACUUUGAGGCUGAAUCGAGUGAUACAUAAAGCAGAUGCUCAGCCAUAGGCUGGAUUGCGUUCAUGCUUCACUCAGCCGAUGCAAUAACUCCUCCGCACCCGGGUUCUUACAGGCGACCGACCGAGUCUUUUCGAAUGUUCUCUGUUCCUUAACAUUUGUCGAGCGGUUCCCAGGCUGCCAACAUCCCAACGCCAUCAGUAUGGACUCCGAUAUUGAGGCUGAGAAAGCAUCUGCUGGAGACAGUAGAGUUUACAACAAGACUUCACAGCCAUACGAUACGAUUUAUAAUGUUCGUCCUUGGAACAACUGCCUAAACCAGUCUGAGAGACGACUGAGUUCAGCCGGAAAGAAGAAUGAUGAUGAUGAUGACGACCCUGGUCUACGCAAGCCUGGUGAUUUCAAGCAGAAGCAGAUCUUCAAAGGCAAAAUGCUUCUAUGGCUCGCAUAUCAAUCCAUUGGUGUGAUCUAUGGAGAUAUCGGAACCAGCCCCCUCUAUGUCUAUUCGUCGACAUUCAGUGCACCACCGACGCGAGACGACCUCAUUGGUGUUUUGUCCAUCAUCAUUUGGUCCUUGAUCCUGAUGGUGACCGUCAAAUACAUUUUCAUUGUCCUCCAUGCUGAUAAUGACGGCGAGGGCGGCACUUUCAGCACAUAUUCUCUCCUCAGCCGCUACAUGAACAUCACCCAUCGCGAUCCUCGGGAAGCUUCUCUUGUGCAGAUGAAAAGACACCUAUCAAAUGACCUCGAGAGAGCCAGCAGAUACGCCAGACAUAGCCUGGAGACAAGCAAGAUUGCAAGACAUCUCUUGAAAGUGGUAGGGGUGUUGGCGGUAACAAUGGUUCUAGCUGAUGGUCUUCUUACUCCGGCCCAGUCAGUCCUGGGAGCUGUGCAGGGUAUCGAGAUUGUCUCCCCUAACAUUUCCAAAGGCACGAUUAUAGGUGUGACAGAUGCUAUCUUGGUUGUAUUGUUCCUGAUACAACCGCUUGGUAUUACCAAGAUGACGUUCGCCUUCGCACCCAUUGUGAUCAUUUGGCUGGGGUUUAACGCGGUCUUUGGCAUCUACAAUCUUGCGCACUAUGAUGCUGGUGUCUUUGUGGCCUUCAACCCUGGAUACGCCUUCAUGUUCCUCAUUCGACAUGGCGAGUCAGGAUGGCGCAUGCUGAGCGGGACACUGCUUGCCUUCACUGGGGUCGAGGCUCUCUUUGCUGACCUGGGCGCUUUCAGCAGAAAAGCAAUCCAGAUCAGCUGGCUGUGCUACACCUUUCCAUGUCUCCUGUUGGCGUACAUUGGACAGGCGGCAUACAUCAGUGUGCAUCCAGAUGCAUACUCCAACCCAUUCUAUAAGGCAGCCCCGUCGGGUACUAUCUAUCCUGCCAUGGUUAUAGCCAUUCUUGCAGCUAUUGUUGCAUCACAGGCCAUCAUCACUGCUACAUUCCAGCUAUUGGCGCAAGUAAUGAAGUUGUCUUACUUUCCGCAAAUCAAAGUGGUUCACACGUCCGAUGUUUUCCACGGUCAGCUCUACAUCCCGAUCGUCAACUGGUUAUUGAUGAUCGGCACGAUCUUGGUAGCGUCGAUCUACAACAAUACCACCUCCCUUGGUAAUGCAUACGGGGUCUGCGUCAUCUUCGUCACCUUUUUUGACACCUGCAUGGUCUCGAUGGUAGCCAUAUUCGUCUGGCGCAUCAGUCCAUUCAUUGUCUUCAUACCUUGGCUUGUAAUUGCUUGCUUCGAUGGAGCAUACCUCUCCUCGGCACUCAUGAAAGUCCCCACUGGCGCAUGGUUCACGCUGGCCUUAGCAACCAUCCUGGCACUGGUGUUUCUGUUAUGGAGGUUCGGCAAAGAACAGCAAUGGUUCGCUGAAGCCGAGGACCGAUUCCCGACUUCGCACUUUGUGACCAAAGAUCAGGAUGGAACAAUGCGUCUUGCCGAUCGAUUCAACGCGCUUUCUCUAAGCACCAGUCCGGGCGUGGGAAUCUUCUUCGACAAGGCGGGCGAGACCACCCCGAUCGUGUUUAGUCAGUUCGUUCUCAAGCUCACCUCCAUGCCGGAAGUCAUUGUGUUCUUCCACCUGCGACCCCUGGAGACUCCGUCCGUCCCGGUGGAGGACCGAUAUACCGUUUCACGACUCGCCAUAUCCAACUGCUAUCGGCUCGUCGUUCGCUACGGCUACAAUGAUGAGAUCAUGACUCCAAACUUAGCCAACACCAUCACAGAUCAAGUUCAUCGAUACUUGAUCGACAAUGGACAUGGCAUCGAUUUGGAUGCAGCUAGAGUGAGUGAGCACCGAUCUACGAGCACCGAAAGUCAAGAGGAAAGCAGUUCAGACGCAGCGCAGUCCAGAAGCCUCGUCAGAUCUACUGAUCCGUUGAAGACGCUUGAACGAGCACGUGCACAUAACGUACUCUAUAUCACCGGUAAGGAGCAGAUGAGAAUCAAGAAGAACACCAACCUACUCCGAGGACUAGUGCUGUGGAUCUUUCUGUGGAUCAGAGAUAACACCCGGGCGAAGAUUGCAUCGCUGGACCUCGAGGCAGAACGGGUGAUUGAAGUUGGGUUUCUGAAGGAUAUUUGAGGCGUUGCGUAUUCGGUGUAUACCAGAUGGGCAGCCCGACUCAUUAGUCAUUCGGAAUUACGACAACCUGUACAAAGAUCACGAACAUAUUCUUCGGUUACCGUGUGUCAAUCCAGUGUUCAUCGAUGUUGUGAUAUAUCUUGUCCUG
Aspergillus saccharolyticus JOP 1030-1 is the source of this 2812-nucleotide messenger RNA. RefSeq names its product potassium transporter 5. NCBI's taxonomy places the organism in Eukaryota, Fungi, Ascomycota, Eurotiomycetes, Eurotiales, Aspergillaceae. Gene Ontology annotation, biological process: potassium ion transmembrane transport. The transcript is spliced from 4 exons. Bases 292 to 2664 code for a protein of 790 amino acids. Gene Ontology annotation, molecular function: potassium ion transmembrane transporter activity. Gene Ontology annotation, cellular component: membrane. The record is from RefSeq and is a predicted model, not a curated record.